AAGACCAAUUGAAGUAAAAAAAAAAUGGACUUGAAAGAAAAUUGUACUUAUGUCAUGCACAAUUUUAAAGUGAUAAAAAACAAUGGUCAGUAUAGAGUGUGUGAUCAUCAAUUUAAAUUGGUGUUUAUUGGGGUUACUGUUGUGAGGGAGUGUGUUCUAGGGGACAUCCCUUUUAGAAAAUACAGGUUUGCUGGAUUUGCAGAUGUUGUGGCUGGCCAGUUUGAACGUGGACUAUUUGUUGAUGUUAUUGGUGUUGUGGAGGAGGUUGUCUUUCGGCAAGUUUCAGGAAAAGGUAGAAGGGUAGUCUUCAAAUUAAAGGACUUGAGCCAGCAAUUUCUAUCUUGCACUUGGUGGAAUGAUUAUUGCUUGCAGUUUUUGAAGUUCUUAGAUGAUUAUGAAGGUGAUGGCCCAAUUAUAGUUCUAUUAAGCCAUUGUACGAUCAAGGAAGCGCAGGGAUCUUAUCCCGCAUCGAUCAACAAUUCUUUCAAGGCUUCAAAGUUAAUUAUUAACCAGCCUGUGAUGGAGAUUCAAGAAUUCAAUGAACGGCUUGCAGAGUUGGGCAUUGAGGCCCAGUCAGGUUUUAAAUCCCAUGGUGAAGGGAGUACACAACUUUUAGGUUCUAUCCAAUUAUCAUCAAAAGAAUCAUUCUUUGGCAAGGCUGAGGCAAAGACUAUUGUUGACAUUAACACCAUCUCUGAAAAAUUGUUUGUCACUGUUGGCACAAUUACUAGGAUUGUUCUGGACAAUCAUUCAUGGUGUUAUACAACUUGCAUUCAGUGCCAUAAAAAAAGGGAUGCAGAGAUGGCGCCCUUUAGAUGUGCAUGCAGCAAAUACAAUAAGGAAGUUGUGCUUAGGUAUAGGCUUGAGGUGAUGAUCAACCAAGGAAAUGAAAGCACAAAAUUCCUGCUUUGGGACCGUGAAUGCAGUGAAUUAAUUGGCCAAUCAGCUGAUGCAGUUAAUAAGCUUAAAAUUGAAGAUGGUGAUGUUGAUUUGAAUGCUUCACCCCAAGCACUUGAUAAGCUGUUGGGUCAUGAACUUGCUUUCAAGAUAAAGGUGCAACCCAAGUUCAGGAAUUCUGCUGUUUUGAAGUGUUCAGCUGACUCGAGCAUGAUAAAUGCUGUGAUGGAUAUGCUAGCUGAUGCUGAGACAUCUUCAAAAAUGGAUAUCCCGGUUUCUGAUUUCAAUCAUUCUGCUCAACAUGAAUCUCAAUCCCUCUCUGUGACAGCAGAUCAUGAUUCCAUGCUUGGACUUGCCUUGACGCCUACCAAGCGGCAGACAUUUCAGGAUUGUGAUGAUGAAGCAGGGACCUCUCAAAUUUAACCUGCGCAGCUUUCAUCCAACAAAUUAAAGAAACAUGCCGGAAUUUAGUGCAUUUGGUUGUUUCCAAGUUAUGUUGAACAAUUUUUUCCCCUUGUAUUUGUAUAUUGUACAUUGGCUCCCAGCUUAUUUCUGUUGUGGUGGUGUUGCUUUUGAACCAUGAUCAAAACUUUUGUUUAAAUUUUAAUCUUAUUUUGUAUGCGAGUAUCUUGACAUUUUAGUUCUGUGGCU
Glycine soja is the source of this 1548-nucleotide messenger RNA. Its product is annotated as replication protein A 70 kDa DNA-binding subunit E-like. Gene Ontology annotation, molecular function: DNA binding. The record is from RefSeq and is a predicted model, not a curated record. Gene Ontology annotation, biological process: DNA repair; DNA replication; DNA recombination. The coding region runs from base 25 to 1320 and encodes 431 amino acids. Lineage: Eukaryota; Viridiplantae; Streptophyta; Magnoliopsida; Fabales; Fabaceae. Gene Ontology annotation, cellular component: nucleus. The transcript is spliced from 10 exons.